Molecule: messenger RNA, 2124 nt
Organism: Capsicum annuum
Lineage: Eukaryota; Viridiplantae; Streptophyta; Magnoliopsida; Solanales; Solanaceae
Product: probable anion transporter 3, chloroplastic
Exons: 8
Coding region: 298-1836 (512 amino acids)
Biological process (GO): transmembrane transport
Cellular component (GO): plastid
Molecular function (GO): phosphate transmembrane transporter activity
Source: RefSeq, a predicted model, not a curated record
CCUAAUUCUUAACGAGUCCUAAGAACUCACCAACCCCCAACACACACGCACAUCCCCCUUCCCUUCUUCCUCCUCUUUUCUCACCAAAAAAAAAAACAAUCUUUUCUAUAUAAAUGCAUUCAAUUUAUCCUCCUCAACAGCCCCAUCUCAUUCUUAUUAUUUUUAAUAAUAAUAAUUAUUAUAUCAAAAUGUUUCAUAUAAAGAGCUUGUUGUAAGUAUACAAAAUACAUUACAUUACAACAAAAAUAAAAAGGCUUAUUCUUUUAUCCCCUUAAUUCAAGAUUCUUUUUUUCCCCAAUGGAAGCUAUUGGAUUUACCAAUAAAAUUCAACCGCAUUCUUCAUCUUUUUCAAAUACCCAUUUUGGAUUAAUCAAAUUUAGGAAAACCCAUUCAAGAUUUGAGCCAAAAAUCCCCAAAAAAUGGAAAAGUUUGAGUCUUUUUGGUGGAGAAAGAGAAAAAAGAUUAUUGAAAGAGGAAGUAUUUUUGAAGAGGGAUUUUAGUGUGAAGUGUAGAGCAGAGGGGAUUGAAAGGGGGUUAAUGGUAGGUGGUGGAAGAAGUGAAGAAAGAAGGGAGUUGAUGGUGGUGGCUGAGAGAUUUAAAGUAGUGGCAUUAAUGGCCUGUGUUAUGUGUUUGUGUAAUGCUGAUAGAGUUGUUAUGUCUGUUGCUAUUGUUCCUUUAGCUGCUAAACAUGGUUGGAGUAAUGCCUUUUUGGGUAUUGUUCAGUCAUCUUUUCUCUGGGGUUACAUCUUCUCCUCAGUGAUUGGAGGAGCAUUAGUCGACAAAUAUGGAGGAAAGAAAGUGAUUGCUUGGGGUGCAGCUCUUUGGUCUCUGUCCACUCUCCUUACUCCAUGGGCAGCAAAUCACUCCACAAUAAGUCUCUUGGCCAUUCGUGCUUUCUUUGGUCUUGCUGAAGGAGUAGCUUUGCCUUCCAUGAACACUCUUUUGUCCAGGUGGUUUCCAUGCCAUGAACGGGCAACUGCUGUUGGAAUAUCCAUGGGUGGUUUCCAUCUUGGAAAUGUUGUGGGUUUGGUGCUAACCCCAUUAUUUAUGACCUCAAUUGGAAUUUCUGGUCCGUUCAUCCUUUUCUCAUCUCUCGGGCUUCUCUGGCUUACAUCAUGGAUUAGCCAGGUGACCAAUGAUCCAAAAGAAAGCAAUUCUAUCACAAAAGCAGAGUUGAGGUUAAUCCAAGCAGGAAAAUCAGAUUCUCCUACUUUACAAAAAGGAGAACUUCCACCACUGCGACUGCUGUUGUCAAAAAUGCCCACUUGGGCUAUUAUCUUUGCUAACGUCACUAAUAACUGGGGAUAUUUUGUUCUUCUCUCCUGGAUGCCUGUUUAUUUCAAAACGGUUUUUAAUGUGAAUCUGAAGCAAGCAGCUUGGUUCAGCGCAGUGCCUUGGGGCACAAUGGCAAUCUCGGGCUAUGUUGCUGGAGCUGCAUCAGAUUUCCUAAUCAAAGCAGGGUACUCAUUGACCUUUGUCAGGAAAGUCAUGCAGUCUAUCGGUUUCAUUGGACCCGGGCUGGCUUUGCUCUGCUUGAAUUUUGCCAAAACACCUGAGGUUGCAUCAGUGCUGAUAACUUUAUCCCUGAGUUUCAGUGCUUUCAGCCAAGCUGGUUUUCUACUUAAUAUGCAAGAUAUUGCACCUCAGUAUGCAGGAUUUCUACAUGGGAUUUCUAAUUCAGCAGGAACAUUAGCAGCUAUAAUCAGCACAAUUGGAACAGGGUUCUUUGUACAGUGGCUAGGAUCCUUCCAAGCAUUCUUAACUCUCACUGCUUGUCUCUACUUUGUCACAGCCAUCUUUUGGAAUAUUUAUGCCACUGGAGAAAGAGUUUUUUAGACUACAAUAUAUGGUCUAAUAUAUUCUCCAUCAUUGCUUAUAAAUUCACAUGAGAUAGUAGGAAGGACCACAACGGACAUCCUUUUACAAAUAUUCCAUUUUUUCUUUUCACUCAAUCUUAGGGAUGUGAGUGAGCAAUAUGUUUAUUUAUUUUUUAUGGGUAGUUAACUGUUUUAUCUUUUCAGUAACAAAGGAAAAGAAAAGCAUACUUGUUAUUUUAACCCUUGUAAGCAUUUAAUCAUUUAUUAGAAGCAUAGACUACUUAGGUGAAGAAAAUUUCUGGUAGCA